GUCAUUCAACCUCAUUAAAUUGAAAAGCUUUGAGAACAUGGUUGCAGCCAUUGGUCAAUAUGGGCCACAUUUGCCCAUUCCUAGCUAUCAUGACAUCAGAGUUCCACUCUUGAAGAAGGAAGUUGAAUAUACUGAAAAUUUGAUGAAAGGCCAUAGGGAGCAAUGGGUCAAGUAUGGUUGUACUAUUAUGUCCGAUGCAUGGACUGAUCGGAAACAAAGAUGCAUCAUUAAUUUUUUUAUUAACUCUCAAGCUGGUACCAUGUUUUUGAAGUCUGUUGAUGGCUCUGAUUUUGUGAAGACAGGUGAAAAGCUUUUUGAGUUGCUUGAUGCCAUUGUGGAGGAAGUUGGAGAAGAGAAUUUUGUUCAAGUUGUAACCGAUAAUGGGAGCAACUAUGUUUUAGCGGGUAAGUUGUUGGAGGAGAAAAGGAAACAUAUUUAUUGGACUCCUUGUGCAGCUCAUUGUAUUGAUUUGAUGCUUGAAGAUAUUGGGAAGCUUCCCUUGAUAAGGAAGACAAUUAGAAGGGCAAUUAAUCUAGUUGGGUUUAUCUAUGCCCAUUCUAGUACCUUAAGUUUGUUGAGAAAUUUUACAAACAAGAGGGAAUUGGUGAGACAUGCCAUUACUAGAUUUGCCACUUCUUAUCUAACCUUGGAAAGGCUUCACAAAGAGAAAGCCAAUAUUAGAAAAAUGUUUACUUCUGAUGAAUGGACCUUGAACAAGCUAUCUAAGGAGCCUAAGGGAAAAGAAGCUGCAAAGGUAGUGCUCAUGCCUUCUUUUUGGAAUAGUGUGGUUUACACUCUUAAAGUCAUGGCUCCACUUGUGAAAGUGCUUCGUCUUGUGGAUGGUGAAAGGAAACCAGCCAUGGGCUAUAUUUAUGAAGCAAUGGACAAGGCAAAAGAAACAAUUAUCAAGUCUUUCAACAACAAUGAAAGCAAGUACAAAGAUGUGUUUGAAAUCAUUGAUAAAAGAUGGAAUUGUCAGCUUCAUAGGCCAUUGCAUGCAGCUGCCCACUUCUUAAAUUCAGAGUUCUUUUAUGACAACACUGACUUAGAGUUUGAUUUUGAGGUCACCAAUGGUUUGUUUGAGUGCAUUAAGAAGUUGAUUCCACAAUUUGAUGUGCAACAGAAAAUUCUAACCGAGUUGCAUCUUUACAAGAUUGGUGCUGACCACUUUGGUUUCGACUUUGCAAUGGCUCAAAGGAAAACCCAUUCUCCUACAUAUUGGUGGCGAAUGUUUGGGUCACAAACUCCAAAUUUGCAGAAGCUGGCUAUUAAGAUUUUGAGUUUGACUUGCAGUGCUUCAGGAUGUGAAAGAAAUUGGAGUGUGUUUGAGCAAAUUCAUUCCAAAAAAAGAAAUAGGCUUGAGCACAAGAGGUUGCAUGAUUUGGUGUUUGUCAAAUACAACCAACAAUUGAAGCAAAGAUAUAAUGCAAGAGAUGAAAUUGAUCGAAUUUCUCUUAAUGAUAUUGAUGUAUGCAAUGAAUGGCUCGUGGGAGAGAUGGAUCAAGAUGAUGAUAAUGAUGCUGGAAAUGAUUUGGUAUUUGAAGAUGAUGAUGCUCUAAAUUGGGCAACUGUGUAUCAGGCUUCGGGGGUUGGAGAGUGUAGGAUGUAUACUAGGCAGAAAAAGCAAAAAACAAGUGUUGUUGCUGCCCAAACUUCUAAAAAACAGGCAAUGGUUGUUGGAUCUUCAUCAAGGAAGCAAAAAGCAGUCCAAGAAAAUGAUGAGGAUCUAGAUGUUGAGGAGAAUAUUGAUGUUGAAUCUGAAGAAGAAGAAAUCAUGGUCAAUUUUGAGGCGUCUGAUGGGGAAGAGGGAGAGGGAGAUGCUCCAUUACCAUAUGAUAACAACGAAGAUGAUUAUGUUGGGAUUGGAGAAGAUGAUUAGAGCCUCAACCUUCACUUUGCACUUUGCAUUAUGUUUUUAUCAUUUUCUUAUUUUGAACUCUUUAAUGAGUUUAUUUGGUGUUGGUACUUGAUUAUUGUAUGAACUCAUGAAACUUUUUUAGUUUAUUUGAAUGCAAUCCUUUGUUUUUUUCAAUUUCAAUGAGUUUAUAUAUAUGUUUUUUUUUUUUUGUGUCCGUCAUGACAUCCGCCAUUUUCCGCUACGCCAUCCGCCAUAUUUUUAUGGCGGAUUUUUGACUUUCCGUCAUGAACCGC
Molecule: messenger RNA, 2151 nt
Organism: Glycine soja
Lineage: Eukaryota; Viridiplantae; Streptophyta; Magnoliopsida; Fabales; Fabaceae
Exons: 3
Coding region: 38-1879 (613 amino acids)
Molecular function (GO): protein dimerization activity
Source: RefSeq, a predicted model, not a curated record